This is a messenger RNA of Fonsecaea nubica, 1656 nucleotides long. RefSeq lists its product as hypothetical. Bases 1 to 1656 code for a protein of 551 amino acids. The record is from RefSeq and is a predicted model, not a curated record. Gene Ontology annotation, biological process: transmembrane transport. NCBI's taxonomy places the organism in Eukaryota, Fungi, Ascomycota, Eurotiomycetes, Chaetothyriales, Herpotrichiellaceae. The transcript has 3 exons. Gene Ontology annotation, molecular function: transmembrane transporter activity.
AUGCCGGAUCAGCGACAGCAGACUAAUAGUUCUGUGCGAGACGACGAUGCAUAUCCAUACCAGCAGCUUACGGUCCUUGCACUAUGUCGUCUCGCCGAACCCAUCGCAUUCUGCUCCAUCACAGCCUACACCUUUGUGAUGGUUGUCGACAUUAAGGGCGAAGAGAAUGCCUCGUUUUACGCCGGCCUUUUAAUCUCGGCCUUUGCUUUGGCCGAAGCCUCGACGGCUAUGAUCUGGGGACAUAUCUCUGAUCGCUAUGGGAGAAAGCCGAUUGUUCUCCUGGGACUUGCGGGAGUGGCGUUGUCCAGUCUGCUAUUUGGGUUUGCAAAGAACUACUGGGUAGCUCUCCUGGCGAGAGUAGUCGGCGGGCUCUUGAACGGAAACGUGGCCGUGAUGCAGACCAUGGUGGCGGAGAUGGUCAAGAGACCAGAGCACGAGCCAACCGCCUACGCCGUUCAACCUUUUGUGUGGAGUUUAGGAUCGAUCGCUGGGUCCGCUCUGGGAGGAUUUACAGCGCAACCUGCCCGAUUCUAUCCUCAACUCUUCUCUCCCGACGGGGUUUUUGGCGAGUAUCCUUAUCUCUUACCGAACCUGGUUUCUGUGGCUAUCAUUGUCAUCGCCAUCAUUCAGGGAUGGAUCUUCCUCAAGGAGACGAACCCAGUGUCGCGAGCACCAGGCACACUCGUUACGGUCCACAAUGCCGAUUCGGUGGAUGAGACGACGCCCUUGUGGCCGAGGCAGAGAAGGCAAUCGGCGCUCAGUGCAAUUUCAACAGGGACUGGUGGGCUCGGUUACGUGGCGGAAUCCAUGCCCGUCGCCAUCGAUCCGGCCUUCGACCUUCGACGGCCAUCUGUGGCCUCCAUCGCCUCAUUCACGUCACUGGUAAAAAUCCCACCACAAGUCGAGGCUGCCAUCGAAGAUGGGGAUGACGAACAAACUGUCCGGCCGGAGAAAAUCAGGGCUUUUACUAAACCCGUCGUCAUGUGGACCGUUGCUCUCGUGGUGAUGUCGUACCACUCGAUGGCUUUCGGGUCCGUCCUCCCUAUUUACCUCCUCGACGAUCCACAACGACCUCCUCGAGAGCUUGACCUGAAAGGGGGCCUUGGGAUGAGUCUGCACGAAGUCGGGACAUACCUCGCAGUUAGCAGCGUCAUGUCACUAUUUUUUCAGGCCGUUGUGUUCCCCUUCUUUGUGGCGAAAUUGGGCGUCUGGAAGUCAGUUUUGUCAGUGACGCUUCUUAGCCCGUUCAUCCACACCGUUGUGCCGUUCGUCUCUCUUCUGCCGAAACCUGGUGCGGGCAUCUAUGCUGUGCUGGCAUUCCAGAGCUUCACGGGCGUCGUCUCAUUUCCGACCUUUUUGAUACUUUUGAAGAACGCCACCCCGUCGCCGCUGGUGCUGGGCAAAGUGAAUGGACUGGCCAUGUCAGCUUGUUCCGCCGCGAGAACGGUGGGACCACCGCUUGUCGGGAUUUUCUACAGCAGCCUUGGUUCAGCAGGGGCAUGGUGGAGCUGUGCCAUUGUGGCCAUAAUUGGGGUCAUCCAGUUCUACUUCUCACCCAGGCCACGGGACGACGACGAGACGAUAUUGCGGAGAGCCUCUACGGCUGCCGUGGAUGCUCCGCCCAUGGCUGAUCUGGUGCGGAGUCAGGAAGAGUAG